AUUCGGUGAAUGGGUAUUUUGGAAGCUCUGUGGCGUUCUACUUCAGCUUCCUGGAUUUCUACACCUGGUCUCUGCUCCCACCAGCGAUACUGGGCCUGUCCAUCACGUACUUCUCAGGUGAGGUUCAGAAGGAGGUGGUGGAGUCGGUCUCGGGGUCACGGGUCACGGAUGAAGGUGAUGACUCUGGACCCGCGGUCAGCGGUCACAUGAUCCAGGCGGUGUUCAGCAUGCUCUGGUCCACGGUUUUCAUGGAGAUGUGGAAACGCAGGAGCUGCUCGCUCUCCUACCGCUGGGGGACGCUGCACCUCGCCGAGCGCUUCGCGGAGCCCCGGCCUGGUUUCCACGGUGACCUUGGGGUCAACCCUGUGACAGGGCGUGUGGAGCCCCUCUUUCCUGAAUGGCAGAGAGACCUGCGCAUUGCACUGGUGUCACUGCCGGUGGUCGGGAUGUUUCUGGGGCUGGUGGUUCUGGGUAUGCUUUGUUUCUACUGGGCAGAGGCUCAGGUGCAGCAGCUAAACAAAGACUGGGAGUCCAUGCUGUCUCAAACUUUGCUCUACGUGCCGUCGGUGCUUCACAUCGUCUACACAAACAUGCUGGCGACUGUUUACAAGACGGUGGCUCAGAGACUGACUGAAUAUGAGAACCACAGAGAGGAGUCGGCCUUCGAGAAGCAUCUGACGGCCAAAGUCUUGGUGUUCACCUUCUUCAACUACUUUGCUGUGCUCUUCCACAUCGCCUUCUUCAAGCAGGAUGUGCCUUUGCUCCGUAAGCGUCUGGCGUCUUUGCUGAUCGUGACCCAGCUGAUUAACCAGGCGACCGAGGUGGCCAUACCCUUCCUGGUGGACCGGUUCAUCAGCGCCCCCCACAGGGCAGAAAAUGAAGACGACCCACAGGAGGACAAAUUUAGGAAACAAAGCACCCUUCCAGUUUUCCCUGGCCUGUUCGCAGAGUACAUCGAGCUCCUGGUGCAGUUUGGGUAUCUGAGCCUCUUCUCCUGUGUGUACCCUCUGACCGCGGUGCUGCUGCUCAUCAACAACCUGACAGAGAUCCGCUCGGACGCCUAUAAGAUCUGCAAGCUCUUCCGCAAACCCUUCUCCCCGCCUGUGGCGAGCAUGGGCGUGUGGCAG
Messenger RNA from Paralichthys olivaceus (Japanese flounder), 1127 nucleotides. Lineage: Eukaryota; Metazoa; Chordata; Actinopteri; Pleuronectiformes; Paralichthyidae. The record is from RefSeq and is a predicted model, not a curated record.